AUGCGCAAAACCGCAGCCAAGUCCAAAACUGUAUCAACUGGCAGCCCAUGGUACGGUCCAGACCGUGUCAAGUACUUGGGCCCAUUCUCCUGUGAGGCUCCAUCAUACCUCACCGGAGAGUUUUCCGGAGACUACGGUUGGGACGCUGCUACGGAUCCCGAGACCUUUGCCAAAAACCGUGAGCUUGAGGUCAUCCAUUCCAGGUGGGCCAUGCUCGGAGCCUUGGGCUGUGUUUUCCCCGAACUUCUAGCCCGCAAUGGAUUCAAGUUUGGCGAAGCUGUUUGGUUCAAGCCCAGAGACCAGAUAUUCAGUGAGGGUGGGCUAGUUUACUUGGGAAACCCGAGCUUAGUCCAUGCACAGAGCAUUUUGGCAAUCGGUGGGCCUCUCGGUGAGGUGGUAGACCCAUUGUACCCUGGUGGGAGUUUUGACCCCUUAGUCCUCACAGAAGAUCCAGAAGCUUUUGCUGAGCUCAAGGUAAAGGAGCUCAAGAAUGGAAGGCUAGCAAUGUUUUCCAUGUUUGGGUAA
Messenger RNA from Rosa chinensis, 525 nucleotides. Its product is annotated as chlorophyll a-b binding protein 40, chloroplastic. The record is from RefSeq and is a predicted model, not a curated record. The transcript has a single exon. Lineage: Eukaryota; Viridiplantae; Streptophyta; Magnoliopsida; Rosales; Rosaceae. Gene Ontology annotation, cellular component: chloroplast thylakoid membrane; chloroplast envelope; plastoglobule. The coding region runs from base 1 to 525 and encodes 174 amino acids. Gene Ontology annotation, biological process: response to light stimulus; photosynthesis, light harvesting in photosystem I.